AUGAGUUCCUAUUUUGUGAAUCCCACUUUCCCCGGGAGCCUGCCCAGCGGCCAGGAUUCCUUCCUGGGCCAGCUGCCCCUCUACCCGGCCGGCUAUGACGCGCUGAGGCCCUUCCCGGCCUCCUACGGGGCGUCGAGCCUCCCGGACAAGACGUACACCUCACCUUGUUUCUACCAACAGUCCAACUCGGUCCUGGCCUGCAACCGGGCGUCCUACGAGUACGGGGCCUCGUGUUUCUAUUCUGAUAAGGACCUCAGUGGCGCCUCGCCUUCGGGCAGUGGCAAGCAGAGGGGCCCCGGGGACUACCUGCACUUUACUCCCGAGCAGCAGUACAAAUCCGACAGCAGCAGCGUGCAGGGCAAAGCCCUCCAUGACGAAGGCACCGACCGGAAGUACACGAGCCCUGUUUACCCCUGGAUGCAGCGGAUGAACUCCUGCGCGGGUGCUGUGUACGGGAGCCACGGGCGCCGAGGCCGCCAGACCUACACACGCUACCAGACGCUGGAGCUGGAGAAGGAAUUCCACUUCAACCGCUACCUGACGCGGCGGCGCCGCAUCGAGAUCGCCAACGCGCUCUGCCUCACCGAGCGCCAGAUCAAGAUCUGGUUCCAAAACCGCCGCAUGAAGUGGAAAAAGGAGAAUAAACUCAUCAAUUCCACGCAGCCCAGCGGGGAGGACGCAGAGGCAAAGGCGGGCGAGUAG
Messenger RNA from Loxodonta africana (African savanna elephant), 702 nucleotides. It is a transcript of the gene HOXA6, whose product is annotated as homeobox A6. Gene Ontology annotation, biological process: regulation of transcription by RNA polymerase II; anterior/posterior pattern specification. Lineage: Eukaryota; Metazoa; Chordata; Mammalia; Proboscidea; Elephantidae. Gene Ontology annotation, molecular function: DNA-binding transcription factor activity, RNA polymerase II-specific; RNA polymerase II cis-regulatory region sequence-specific DNA binding. The transcript is spliced from 2 exons. The coding region runs from base 1 to 702 and encodes 233 amino acids. The record is from RefSeq and is a predicted model, not a curated record. Gene Ontology annotation, cellular component: nucleus.